AUGGCUCUUAAGCACGUGAGCAGCUCUGCUGAAGCCAGCGAGCCUAUUCACAUGCUUAAAAUCUGUGUGAGACUGUCAUACGCUAGCGCCAAGCAUCGAAACUUCGAUCUUGUUACCAUUGGUGGCAUCUCCAUUAUCCUGCACUUUGAGCGGGCUCCCUUCAUCACCCAGGAGCACACGCUGUGGCUACCAUGGGAUCGCUUCUUCGUGAUGGAAACCAUAGUCAUGAGGCACGAAGAGAAUGAGAUCCCAAGCUGUGACCUCAGUAACUUCGCCCGGCCCAACCCUGUGGUUUCCCCAUCUCCUCUGACAGCUUUUGCAAGUUCCUGCUCGGAGAAAGGUCCCAUCGUUCCUGAAAUCCAGGCUCUACAGGAGGAGAUUAACAUUUCCGGUAGUAAAAUAAAAGUGAGUUACCUGAGCAGUCGCACAGCUGGCUACAAAUCCGUCCUGAGGAUCAGCAUGACCCACCCCACCAUCCCCUUCAACCUCAUGAAAGUCCACCUCAUGGUGGCCGUCGAGGGACGCCUCUUCAGAAAGUGGUUUGCAGCUGCUCCAGACCUGUCCUAUUAUUUCAUCUGGGAUAAGACAGAUGUCUACAGCCAGAAGGUGUACGGGCUCUCAGAAGCCUUCGUUUCAGUAGGUUAUGAGUAUGAAUCCUGUCCUGACUUGAUCCUGUGGGAGAAGAGGACAGCUGUGCUUCAGGGUUAUGAAAUCGAUGCUUCCAAACUUGGAGGGUGGUCCCUGGACAAACAUCAUGCCCUCAACAUACAAAGUGGCAUCUUGCAUAAAGGAAAUGGGGAAAACCAGUUUAUUUCUCAGCAGCCACCUGUAAUCGGAAGCAUUAUGGGCAACGGCCGCAGACGUAGCAUUUCUUGUCCAAGCUGCAAUGGUCUUGCAGAUGGGAACAAACUCCUGGCUCCUGUUGCCCUAACAUGUGGGUCUGAUGGAAGUCUUUAUGUUGGAGAUUUCAACUACAUCCGAAGGAUCUUUCCCUCUGGCAAUGUCACCAACAUACUGGAGCUGAGAAAUAAAGAUUUCAGACAUAGCCACAGCCCCGCUCAUAAGUAUUACUUGACCACAGAUCCAAUCACCGGCUCCAUCUACCUCUCCGACACCAACAGCCGACGUAUCUAUAAAAUCAAGUCAACCACGUCAGUGAAAGACAUUGUGAAGAAUUCAGAGGUCUUGGCUGGAACCGGGGAUCAGUGCCUCCCGUUUGACGAUACCCGCUGCGGAGAUGGAGGCAAAGGCACUGAUGCUACCCUUACAAAUCCCAGGGGCAUCACUGUGGACAAGUUUGGGCUGAUUUACUUUGUGGAUGGUACUAUGAUCAGGCGGAUUGAUCAGAAUGGGAUCAUCUCAACUGUGUUGGGUUCCAAUGAUUUGACAUCUGCUCGGCCUCUCAGCUGUGACUCUGUCAUGGACAUUUCUCAGGUUCGUCUAGAAUGGCCCACGGAUCUGGCAGUCAAUCCGAUGGAUAAUUCGCUGUAUGUGCUCGACAAUAACGUUGUGUUACAGAUAUCUGAGAACCACCAAGUGCGCAUCGUGGCGGGGAGGCCCAUGCAUUGCCAGGUGCCGGGCAUGGAUCACUUUCUCCUUAGCAAGGUGGCAAUCCACGCCACCCUGGAGUCUGCUACUGCCCUGGCUGUCUCACAUAACGGCAUCCUAUAUAUUGCUGAGACUGAUGAGAAAAAGAUCAAUCGCAUCAGGCAGGUCACCACUAAUGGAGAGAUUUCUCUUGUUGCUGGAGCGCCAAGCAGCUGUGACUGCAAGAACGAUGCUAACUGUGACUGCUUCUCAGGGGACGAUGGCUAUGCCAAGGAUGCCAAACUCAAUGCGCCAUCCUCCCUUGCGGUGUGUGCCGAUGGGGAGCUGUAUGUUGCUGAUCUUGGAAAUAUUCGAAUCCGUUUUAUUCGGAAAAACAAACCAUUCCUCAACACGCAAAAUCUGUAUGAGUUAUCCUCACCCAUAGACCAGGAACUCUACUUGUUUGACACCAGUGGUAAGCACCUUUAUACUCAGAGCCUUACCACUGGAGAUUAUCUUUACAAUUUUACUUAUUCCGGGGAUGGAGAUAUAACCCUGAUCACUGACAAUAAUGGCAACUUAGUGAAUAUCCGAAGAGAUUCCACGGGGAUGCCCCUCUGGCUCGUAGUGCCUGAUGGCCAAGUCUACUGGGUGACAAUUGGUACCAACAGCGCACUCAAGAGUGUAACAACACAGGGGCAUGAAGUGGCCAUGAUGACGUACCACGGCAACUCUGGUCUCCUUGCCACUAAAAGCAAUGAAAAUGGUUGGACAACGUUUUAUGAGUAUGACAGCUUUGGGCGCCUGACCAACGUGACCUUCCCUACUGGCCAAGUGAGCAGCUUCCGCAGUGAUACGGACAGCUCCGUGCACGUCCAGGUGGAAACAUCCAGCAAGGAUGAUGUUACGAUAACAACCAAUUUGUCGGCAUCAGGAGCCUUCUACACCCUGCUCCAAGACCAAGUCCGAAACAGCUACUACAUCGGCGCUGAUGGCUCUCUCAGACUGAUGCUCGCUAACGGCAUGGAGGUGGCCUUGCAAACCGAGCCUCAUCUGCUGGCUGGCACCGUCAACCCCACAGUGGGGAAGAGGAAUGUCACCCUGCCCAUCGACAAUGGCCUCAAUCUCGUGGAGUGGAGACAGAGGAAGGAGCAAGCGAGAGGGCAGGUCACCGUCUUUGGACGUCGGCUGAGGGUUCACAACAGAAACCUGCUGUCCCUUGACUUUGAUCGUGUGACAAGAACAGAGAAAAUCUAUGAUGACCACCGCAAGUUCACACUCCGCAUCCUCUACGACCAGGCAGGGAGGCCCAGUCUCUGGUCACCCAGCAGCAGACUGAAUGGGGUCAAUGUCACCUAUUCCCCAGGAGGACACAUUGCAGGGAUUCAGAGGGGCACGAUGUCAGAAAGGAUGGAGUAUGAUCAGUCUGGCAGAAUUACAUCCAGGAUCUUUGCUGAUGGCAAAUCAUGGAGCUACACUUACUUGGAAAAGUCCAUGGUGCUGCUCCUUCAUAGCCAGAGACAGUACAUCUUUGAGUUUGAUAAGAACGACCGGUUGUCAUCGGUGACCAUGCCCAAUGUUGCCCGUCAGACUUUAGAAACCAUUCGUUCCAUUGGUUACUACAGGAACAUCUACCGGCCACCAGAAGGCAAUGCCUCGGUAAUUCAGGAUUUCACAGAGGAUGAGCAGCUUCUCCACACUUUGUACUUGGGCACAGGGAGACGUGUCAUCUACAAGUAUGGGAAGUUGUCCAAGUUAGCCGAGAUGCUCUACGACACCACAAAGAUCAGCUUCACUUACGAUGAAAUCGCUGGCAUGCUGAAGACCAUAAACUUGCAGAAUGAAGGGUUCACAUGUACAAUCAGAUACAGACAGAUAGGACCCCUCAUCGAUCGACAGAUUUUCCGCUUCACUGAGGAAGGCAUGGUGAAUGCACGCUUUGACUAUAAUUAUGACAACAGUUUUCGGGUGACCAGCAUGCAAGCAGUCAUCAACGAGACACCUUUACCCAUUGAUCUCUACAGGUACGAUGAUGUCUCAGGCAAAACUGAGCAAUUUGGAAAAUUUGGAGUCAUUUACUACGAUAUCAACCAGAUCAUCACCACUGCUGUCAUGACUCACACUAAACAUUUUGAUGCCUAUGGCAGGAUGAAGGAGGUCCAGUAUGAGAUAUUCCGGUCGCUGAUGUACUGGAUGACUGUGCAGUAUGACAACAUGGGGAGAGUGGUUAAGAAAGAGCUGAAGGUUGGACCUUAUGCAAACACAACUAGGUACUCAUAUGAGUAUGAUGCUGAUGGCCAGUUGCAGACAGUGUCUAUCAACGACAAACCACUCUGGCGCUACAGCUACGACCUAAACGGAAACCUCCAUUUGUUGAGUCCAGGGAAUAGUGCCCGUCUUACACCGCUCAGGUAUGACCUCAGGGACAGGAUUACUAGACUGGGGGAUGUGCAGUACAAAAUGGAUGAAGAUGGCUUCCUGAAGCAAAGAGGCAAUGAUAUUUUUGAGUACAAUUCAGCUGGCCUGCUCAUCAAAGCCUACAAUAAAGCUAGUGGGUGGAGUGUGAAAUACCGCUAUGAUGGCCUAGGAAGGAGAGUCUCUAGCAAAACCAGCCAUGGCCAUCACUUGCAGUUCUUCUACGCAGACCUGACCAACCCAACCAAGGUCACGCAUUUAUACAACCACUCGAGCUCUGAGAUCACCUCCCUCUACUAUGACCUCCAAGGCCACCUCUUUGCAAUGGAGCUUAGCAGCGGUGAUGAAUUCUACAUAGCCUGCGAUAACAUUGGCACUCCUUUGGCUGUCUUCAGUGGGACAGGCCUAAUGAUUAAGCAGAUACUGUACACAGCAUAUGGGGAGAUCUAUAUGGACACCAAUCCCAACUUCCAGAUCAUCAUUGGUUACCACGGAGGACUGUAUGACCCCCUCACAAAGCUUAUUCACAUGGGACGAAGAGACUAUGAUGUGCUAGCGGGUCGGUGGACGAGUCCAGACCAUGAUAUGUGGAAGCAGCUGAGUAGCAAUAACAUAAUGCCUUUCAACCUGUAUAUGUUCAAAAACAACAAUCCCAUUAGCAACUCUCAGGAUAUCAAAUGUUACAUGACAGAUGUCAACAGUUGGCUGCUCACUUUUGGCUUCCAGCUGCACAACGUCAUCCCCGGCUACCCCAAGCCAGACAUGGAUGCAAUGGAGCCGUCCUAUGAGCUAAUCCACACACAGAUGAAAACCCAAGAAUGGGACAAUAGCAAG
Molecule: messenger RNA, 4776 nt
Organism: Pelecanus crispus (Dalmatian pelican)
Lineage: Eukaryota; Metazoa; Chordata; Aves; Pelecaniformes; Pelecanidae
Source: RefSeq, a predicted model, not a curated record